Molecule: messenger RNA, 303 nt
Organism: Cryptomeria japonica (Japanese cedar)
Lineage: Eukaryota; Viridiplantae; Streptophyta; Pinopsida; Cupressales; Cupressaceae
Product: protein AUXIN-REGULATED GENE INVOLVED IN ORGAN SIZE-like
Exons: 1
Coding region: 1-303 (100 amino acids)
Biological process (GO): positive regulation of organ growth
Source: RefSeq, a predicted model, not a curated record
AUGCAGCGGGAUUCCAAUAACAUAGUGAAUGUUUCUCGGAAUGCUUCAUUUGUGAAGGUUCCUUACAGAAGAGGAGAAGCAGCGCAAAUGCAGAAGUCAUGUAGUGUUUCUUGUUACAGUGUUGAAUCUGUAUUGGUACUGUUCUGGCUGACUGUCUCUUUGCUAGUUCUUCCUUUGAUUUUGCCUACUCUACCGCCUCCGCCAUUUAUAUUAUUGCUGGUUCCUAUUGUGAUAUUUGUUAUGCUCAUGGUAUUGGCUUUCAUGCCUGGCAAUGUCACCAAUACGGUAGUGUCAUCUGUUUGA